This is a messenger RNA of Pseudo-nitzschia multistriata, 3708 nucleotides long. NCBI's taxonomy places the organism in Eukaryota, Bacillariophyta, Bacillariophyceae, Bacillariales, Bacillariaceae. The record is from the annotation of a GenBank genome assembly.
GAUCGAUUGUUUUAUUUUGUUUUGUUUGGUUCUACCCCGCUCUGUCCUUCCGAGAACAACGCAACACAACACAACGCAACGCAACACAACUCUCCGACGCGACAUUCCGAUCCGAUGGGUGCGCUACGCAACCCACGGAGCACAACCGAACAAUGCGCGGCAACCAACACCGCAACCGCGAAAAGCACGUCCCGCACAAACGGCCCAUCCUCUCGCCGGUCGAUCGUUGCGUUCCUCCCCGAGACCGUUUCGUUUUUCCUCCGGGGGAUCGACGCCUUCUUCCGAGCGCCCUCCCAAGAUCCGCUCGCUGCAGCGGGGAGGAUGCGGCUCGGCUUUGCCCUCAUCGUGUUGUACGACCGGCUCGUUUUCUGGCACACCGACCUCGGCUUUUUGUACUCUCCGGUCGACGGGGUCCUCACCGAGAGCACCCAUGCGAGGCAUUUUCUGUGGAAGGAGGAACCCUUGUACCCGUCCUUCUGGGACACCACCGAGGGCUACCUGGAAGGCGUCGACGAAACUGCGAUCGGGGGCAGCAGCAGCGAAAGCGACGAGGAGGACCUGGAGGACCUGCGCGACGUCCUAGAGACGCUGGCGUCCCCCCUGGCCCUCUUCAAGCACUCGAAACCCUCCACCGACCAAUUCUUUGUCCGGUGGCUCUUCUGGGCAGGGGUGUUCCACGCGCUGUGUCUGGUGUGGAUCGAGAUUCGGAACGCGAACGCCGGAGGGAACGAGGGGGAUCGCGGCAGCAGCGGAGGCAGGUUUUCCCUGUUGCGCUUGCUGGGACACCCCAGCCUCCACGUCUUUGGAAUACUGGUCACGAUGGUAAGCUUCCGGAACCGGGGGAUCAACAUGCUCUACGACAUGCAGGACCUCCUCCUGCUGCUGGUGGCCUUUUAUUCCCUCUGGCUGCCCACGGCUCCGAGCAACACCCUCUUUUCUGCCUGUUCGGGCUGCCCGAUGUGGCCCUUUCGGUUGCUCCAGAUCCAGACCUCGUGCAUCUACGUCGGGGCAGGCUUUGCCAAGCUCCUUGACGAUGGCGGGCAGUGGAUCCCCGGUGCCGGCGGUGAAAGCGGAGAGGAGGACGGGGACGAUGCGGUCUUUCCCGGACUGUCCGCCAUGCACUACCUGGUCCACCAGCAGGACUUUUUCGGGGGGGUCUUUCGCCCGGACCUUCUCUACGGAUUCGAGGGGCCCCUAAAGAUCGCGACGCUGGCCUCGCUGGUGCUGGAGUGCACCUGCUGGUUCCUGGUCUGGGUCCCCCGCCUGAGGGUGCCGGUGGUGGUGGCCAUGGUGGUCUUUCACCUCGGCAUCGAAACGGGAAUGAACAUCCACACCUUUCAGUGGACCUCCAUCCUCUGCUGGACCUCCUUUCUGGUAGUGCCGGAACCAAAACCAGAACCGAGCCGCGGUGCACGAAACAACACCAAUCCCUGGGAAACAGCGGCAACACAGAAGGGGAACCACAACAACAACGACCCCGAACCCUUGGAGGAAGCCACCGGAAGAGAGCACAUGAACACCAAACAGAAGACAAAGGAGCAAAGACCUGCAUCCGCAACAACGAACCGGAAGGGGCUGCUUCUCCUGGCGGCGAGCGUUCUCUUCCACACGCUGCUUCCCCUCGCGGUGGCCACCUCGGUGGUCGUCUCCACGCUUCCCGAAUACACACUGUGGCAUCCACCCUUUUGGUUCUUUUCACUGGAGGAAAGGGUUUCCGGCGCGCUAGCGUUUGCACUCCCGCUCGACUACGAGAGCCGAACAAGCACCAGUGACGAAAGCACCGGAGAGUCCUGUCCCAACGAGAACGAAGACGAACACGAAUCGUCCUGCUCUAGCAACAGCAACAGCGACGACGAAGGAAGAGGAGAUCGGGAGGCUCCCGGAGACGAAACCAGCGCCCGGGCCAGGGCAGAUCGGUUCUACGACGAUGUAGUGCUGCCGGGGCUCCGGGACCUGCAGAACCACCACCCGGUGUUGGUCGGCCUCGACCGGUUCUGGAGGUUCUGGGGAAUCCAGCAGGGGCCCUGGAGCAUGUACGCGGCGGUGCAGGACUCCAACACGCGGAUCGUGGCCAAGGUGGUGCUGAAGAAAGAAAAACAAGAGAACGACAACGACGAUUCCAACGGCAACAACAGCAAGCAGAAGCAAGACGACAAGGAAGAAGACAACGACGAAAUCGCGUUCUACUAUUCGUCCCCGGAAUGGUCCGGACCAAUGCUCUCGGCUUCGGCCUGGGAACGCAAGAAACGAUACCGCCAGAUCUUGUUCUGGAACGCCGUUCACUUCGAACCGACGGUCCAGCACGACAUCUGCAAGCGAUGGGGGAGGGCCGCGGUUUUGGCGUCCGGUAGAAGGGAUGCGCCAGGAGGCAGCGGCGACCACAAAAACUGGCAAAAAGCGAUCGAUCACGUCGUCCUCAAGCAACUGACCAUCGGGACUCCUCCUCCCCCCGUGUCUUCUUCGUUUUGGGAGCCCGUCGCCACGAACAAGGGCGUCUUCAUUGAUUACGAGGAAUCCCUGCUGUACGUUUACGUUCCGGAUUGGUCGAGCCUGCCGGACCACCAGGGGGAUCCAAGCAGCGAAAGCGACGGCAACACCGGCAGCGAGGGAGCGGUCGAACGGAGGCGAUCGGAACGAAAGGCCAUUCUCGACCGGGGAAGCUCGGAAGAAGCCCAUCACCGCUACAAUUACGACCACGGAUGGGACUACGACCGCGGUGGGGUGUGGUGGGACGGGAGUUUCCAUCGGUAUUGCAAGGCCCGAAAAGAGUUUUCACUCAACGGCUACACCGAGGACUGCGAAGAUGCCAGCGCCGACGACGUCGAUGACAUUGAGGAGGAGCAAGACGAAGACGGCGAAAGCGACGGCGAAGACGAUGGAGGCACCGAGGAGGAGUUCGGGGACGAAGACGACGAAGAAGCGCAGGAGAAUGAACACGAUGGAGACACGGAGGAGGAUCUCGAGGAGGACGAAGACGAUGGAGACACAGAGGAGGAUCUCGAGGACGAAGAGAACGACGAAGAAGCACAGGAGGACGAAAACGAUGGAGACACGGAGGAGGAUCUCGAGGACGAAGAGAACGACCCGGAAGAAGACAACGACCAGGACGAAGAACACGACUGAGUUACCGGGACCAUUGCCAUCACCCUGCACACUCGGGGGAAAGCCAUUUCGUACUUUUACUACCGCUGGCCACAAUCUGGUUCUUUUUCGCAAAUUUUCGUCUCCUCUCCCCAUUCCACACGCCGAAAUGAUGGAAGUCCCUUAAUGAUUCUAUUAGCGCUCAUGUUACUCAUGGGGAUCUUCGGCGGAUGCUCUUGCUGCUUGCAAGCUUGGAGCUUGUGAGGCAGCACGCAAAUAUCUUUCCCCGAGUUCGAAACGCCGUGCAAUUCGACGGAAUGGUGGUUGGGUUGCGUUGCGUUCCCAAACGCAGGGACGCAACCUAGGACAAAGCUGAGUUUACCAGCAGAUACGCGGCCGCACUCGGUGCGACGGAAGCACUGCGAGCGGCAUCGAAACGAAACCGCGAAAGCGACGACCAAAACAGUUCGGGCUUCAUUUUUGAUUCUGUAACUUCUUUCCUUGAUGGUUUUUUGAACAAACGAAGAAAGGAAACUGCGAGAACUCCAACCAAAAGUUACCAGAUCGAGUACGUAGUAUUCUGAGUAAUGUUCUAAAAACGACAAGCUAUAAAAUAUAUUUCUUUUG